CGAGAUUGGUAAAAAAAGAUAGGUGCUGGCAGGCAUGGCUGCUUGCUUCUAAUACCACUCGUCCUGUUCUUGAAAUUUCAUAGUGUGCUUUCCACCAAAGAAUCAUUGGAGUUGCAGCUGCACGUGCGUGUCCUCACAUUGCCCACCGGAGACCAGUGAGAAGUGGCCUCGGUGCUUUGCCGCGUGUACACUGCGGUUCCUCUACGUAAGAUGAGAUCGCUGUUGCGAAAUACAAACACAAGUAUGACCCAUCUGCUAUCCCACGUACAAUCUUGGUAACAUUAGUAAACUAGAAUGCACUCGUCAUUCAUCAAAACUAAGGGUGGCGACCCGUUGUGUCCCCUCGGAUUCCACCCGCAAGUACGCUGGCCUACUCGCUGCAAACGGUGCUUCAGAGACUACAAGGAGCAUGGCGGAAAUAAAAAAGACGACUCAUCCUUGCUGUCCUCCCUCCGCCGCGAUACUGUAACGGCUUCCACACCAGCCAUAUCGUCAUGGGCCUCGCAACCCUUUAACCGGUCUCGCGAGAGCGGGAGCAGCACUGGACUUGGUACUUCAGGCUAUGAUAGUGUCCGAAGUCCAGCGACCAGCGCCUCAUCGACUGACCUGAGCAAAAGCGAUAACACCGCAGAUGUGUCUGUGACCCUGCCUAGGAAGACUGCUGCAUCAUGGACCAGCACGCCUGAUCUCAAGAGCUUAGAUGAAGACACUACAUCUGUUACGAUCAAGAUGCCACCAAGAGUUCGAAUUAGAGCAGCAGCUCCAGAGGCCCUAAAAGAAGAGGCAAAAUCAACUGAAAAAGAAACCGACUACAGAUCCGCGCAGUACACAUUUAGACGCCGCACUCUUGAUUUAACUAAGGCAGAUGACAAGAAGUCGGACUUAACUACUGACACCUUAGCGGGAGCUGAAAGACCUCGUUUGAGACGCACUUUGACACAGCCCAUCCAAGAAGAGCUUCCUCCAACCAACUUGUCAGGUGCAAGGAAGCGCACCCCUGCUCUAGAUCAUGCAGAGGAAACAUCAUCUAAAAAUAAAGCAGAUUUGGACUUGGUGACGAAAGUGAAAUCAUCAAGUGGAGCUUCAUCCACUUCUGCAAACAAGACUGACCUGUCAAUUCUUUCGGUACUUGGUGCAAAAGAACGUGAAAAUAAUAUUAGCAGCAGCAGCAGUAGUGAUGAUGAGUCGGAUGAUGCAAGCAGCAUUGCCUGUACAGACACCACAGAUACAACCGUUGUUGACCAGAGCAAUGAUGACGAGAUAGCCCAGGAAUUGAAAAGAGAAUUGGACACCUGGAAGGUGCGAUGUGAGAAGGCAGAAAGAGAAAAAAGUGACAUUUUACUUAGACGGUUGGGUGGAACUAGAGAGACAGCUCCGUCCAGUGCAGAAGCUUUAAAACUACAGCAACGUGUCAAUGAAUUGCAACAAUUGACGGAGGACCUAAGAGAUGAACGCAAAAGUUUGUCUCUUAGGGUGAAAGAGCUAGAAAAUGAAAAUGAGGCAGCCACAGCCAGAGAGCCAGAAAUGCGCCGGACAAUAGAAGAUCUCCGCAAUAAACUCUCAGCUGCUGAAACUUUGUGUGAAGAGCUAAUGGACGAAAAUGAAGAAAUAAAAAAAGAGAUACGUGACCUUGAAGAGGAAAUUGAUGAGAUGCAGGACAACUUCAGAGAAGAGCAAGCUGACGAGUAUACAUCUCUAAAGAAAGAACUUGAGCAGACUGCAAAGAACUGCCGAAUACUACAGUUUAAAUUACGCAAAGCUGAGCGAAAGGCAGAGGCCCUAGAAGCUGCUAAAUCAGAGGUCGAAAAACAACUUGGUGACAAGGGAGGAAACUUACAGUCUAUAGAAAAGAUUCAACAGCUGGAGAAAGAUCUUAAGCUACAAUCAGAAGUUUCGGAGAGGCUGCACAAGGAGACAGAAAACUUGAAGACACAACUGGCUAGGGAAAAGGCAAAGUCUUUAGACUCUAGAAAAACAACACCUAUUGCAGAAUCGUUAAAAAAGAAAGUACCGGUGUUGGGAAAAUCAGCCUCAGGAGAAGCAAUUACAAGAGCUUCUUUAACAAGAGGCGGCUCACAAGAUGAUCCAGUGCAGCUUCUUAGAGAUCUGCAAGAUGCCAUGGAAAGGGAAGCUGACUUGCGUGAGCAGCUCAGAUUUUCAGAGGAAGAGGUGUGGGCAAAAUUCCUACAUGACUUGUUUAAUGAUCUCGAGCAACAUGAUCAACAUGGCCAAACUGCUAAAGAAAUUUCUGAAACGCUCAGGCAAGAUGGAGAUGGGAUUGAAUCUGGCUCAGAAAAUCUGCUUGAGAAUGCAGAAGUAGAAAAUGGAGCUAACAAACAAGACAUAAUUAAAACACUUCGAAAAUUUGUUUUUGUCGAGAAUUGUCCCCAGUUAACUGAUUUUCACCUGGACAAUGACUGGUGUUUGGACGAACUUUUUAAAGAAAAAAAUUGUAACGGAAAUUCAGAUAUGUGUGAGGAAACCAAAAAAAGCAAAGAGGAAUCAGUUAACAACAAGGAACUGCCGUUUAAAUUUUCCUGCAACAAUCCUAUAAUUAAUGUAGAAGAACAUGACAUUGACAAACCUAUGGGACUGUUCUUUGAAAUCAAAGACGACCCUGGCGAGAAAACUAUUGCUCUGACAACUCAGCCUGUGGUACACUCCAGCUCCACGUCAUCUGUCGGUUCAGUGCUUUCCUGGGUGGCCCAAAGCAUUAUUGGCAGCAUCCUGCCAGGUCCUCGCCCUACCCCAAGCCUUGCAGUUAUGCGGCCAGGGACUCCUGUAGGAGCUCCAAAUAGUUGUGAUAUCACCCUGCCGCCUUUACUGCAAGGGCGGUCAAGUCCAAGCCCUGGCAGACUUUCCACUCCAGAGCCCAGCCUUCCUGAAAAGGAUGAGGGAAUAUCUGAAGAUGAUGAUCCAGCUGAAUUGCGAUUGCAACUUGAGCUGAAUGAGCAGGAGGCGGCAAUUUUGAGAAGAAAAGUGGAGGAUUUGGAGAGAGCCAGUGAGACCAACCAAAACCAGAUUAAAGAGCUGCAGGAAAAACUUAGCGCAAAAUUGCCAUUAACUGCAACGUCAAAAGGAGUUCGAAGUGAUUUAAGGCCAGCUUCCAGCUCAGCAGCAGUGUUGGAAAAGAAGAUAUUGGUUUUAGAAGAAGAGUCUUCUGAGCUAAGAAAAAAACUUAUUGAAAAGGAGCGAGACUAUGAGCGCCUACAUGCAGAGCUUACUCUGGCUCACAAAAGGAGCAAAACAAGUGCAAGAAGUAGAUCUCUUGACAGCAGUGAGCAGGCUCUUGAUCUUAAGAGACAGCUUCAAGUCAUUGAGCAAGAAGCUGCCAUCCUUAGAACAAAAUCUCAGGAACUUGAGUCUAAAAACGAAAAACUGGCUGCUGAGAACAAGAAGUUGUCUAUCCGAGCAGCUCAAGGAGGAACUCCCCCAAAGGAGAGUGCAGACUUGAGCGCUAAAGUGAGCGAGUUGAAAGAAAAGUUGGCCACUGUGGAGAAAGAGCUGAGCGAGGCUAACAGUAAACUCAAAGCAAUAAAACCAGACGUUACUCGAAGUGCUGCAGCCCUUGAGGUCGAGAAGCUGAAAAAUCAACUAGUAAAAGUGGAAAUGGAGAAUGAGAGGCUUAAAGAGGGUGGAGCUCGUCUUAGAACGAGGUCGCCAAAGAAGCCAACAGAUAUGACAACGAAACUCCAAAUGAAGAAGAUGGUUGAUGAACUAGAAUUAGAGGUUUCCGAACUUUGUGUUGGACUCAGCAUAGCGCAGAAGAGAAGUGCAGAUGCUGCUAAUAAGAACGUUGCGGCUUCCACUAAGGAAAUGGACGAUAUAAAAAACGAGUGUGAAAGCUUAAAAGAAAAACUUGUCAAAGUGACGGACAGCUACGAUACAGAAAAAAGUAAAUCUGAGGAAAAUAUGAAAAGGAUGGUGGAAGACGUCACAAAAACUAAGGAUGAAGUACUCAAGCUGCAAGCAGAGAAUAGAAUUUUGAAGGAAAGUCUUGAGAAAUUAAAGACAACGCAAGAAUCAGCAAAGAAAACACAGGCAGAAAAAACCAAAGCACUUAGCGAGCUGGAAGAGACUAAAGCUUUAGCAUCAGCUUUCCAAAGAGAAAGUGAAGAGAAAAUUAAAGAGGAAGCCAAGAAAAAUGAAGCAGAGAGGGUCAAACUUCAGAAAGAUAUAGCAGAAAAGACCAAAAAGCUGGUAGAUGCUGAAAAAAAGGCAAAGGAUACGGAGGAAAAAUUGAAAAAGACGGAGAAAAUCCUUGGUGGCAAGAAGGACAAACUUGCCAGAGCAGAAAAAGACCUUGAAGCUGAAAAAGAGAAACUGAAACAAAUUGAAAUCACUCAGAAAGAAGUAGCAGUUGGUUGGCUGAGAGAACGGGAUGAACUCAAGGCUAAUGUUACUGAAAUGAGUCGAAAACUUGACCAACUGCAGGAGCAGUUGUCUGGUCGCGUUCGCGAGGUUGAGACGCUGGAAAAUAGCCUGGCAAGUGAACAGGGUAGAGUGGCUGAAUUGCUUAACUCGAAUGAAUCUAAUCAGCGCGCGACAAGUGCUGCUGUGGAAAAGCAACUUGAAUCAGCCCGGGAAGAGUUGGCAGUUGCCAAGGCUAGAGCUUCUGAAAUAUCUGCUCAACUGGACAUAGUAGAGAAUGCAAAAAAAGAGGCAGAUGUUAAGGCAAAGAGAGAGAUUUCCGAUCUCCAAAAAAAACUUAGUGACAUGGAGAGCGGACGAACAUUUGAUGUCAAGAAGUUGGAGCUCCAGGUAAAAGAAAAGGAGCAAGAGGUCAGGUCAUUGAACAUUCAACUCAAGUCUGCGCAGUUGGACAGUGGAGCAUCCGGCAAAAAGGUACUUGACCUGCAAGAGGAAUGUAGCAGAAAAACUAAAGAAUUGGAAAAAGAGUUGGCGGAAAAGAAGCAUGCAUAUGAGGAUUUGACCAUACAGUACGAGCAACUUGAAACUGAACACGUAGUCACAAAGGCGCAACUCACCAUGGACAGGGAAAAAGCUGAGGGCACUGUCGAUAUGGCGCACAAUGAACUCGCCACCCUCAAGAGAGAACUGCAAGCCUUGAGAGAGACUUACAACAGAAAACAAGAUGAUUGGAUCAAGGAAAAGCUUAAAAUGCAGUCCGUGAUUAGGGAACUAGAAGAAAACCUGCAGAGAACUGGCGGUGAUUCCAUGGAGAUCAAACGUCUCAAGGCUAUUCUGGAUGAGAAGGCAACAGAAAAUGAAAUAACUAAGCAUGAGCUUGAUGUAAUGAACGAUCAGCAUUCAAUCUUAAAAAAAGAGGCUGAUGACUUGAGGAGUAAAUUGGAGGACUAUGACCGUGUAGGUAAAAUCCAGAGGAACAUGAACGCUGACUCAGCCGCUCAAGACAAGGAAUUGAAACAGCUCAAGGCCAAGAUUUCCCAGGAAGAAAAAUCACACAAGGCUGAAGUUGCGCAGCUCAAACUCCGCUACGACAGUCGCGUGGCUUUGAUCAGUGAAGAAAUGCAAACAUUGCAGAACCAAGUUUCCAAAUUCAAAAAGGAGAGAGACUCUCAGAGGCACAUGCUUGAGGCAGCUCAGAAAACCAUUGGCGAACUGAGAGCGUCAGGUGGUGGAGGUAAAACUACAUCAAUCCCAUAUCAUUUGGAGCCAGGAGAGGAGUCUGAAGAAACACAAACAAAAAUUGCCUCUCUGGAACAGUCUCUCGCGUGUUUGGAGGAUGAGUUAUCAGACUCAAAAUUGGAGGCAUCAAAACUAAAAACGGAGCUCCUUUCUGAGCGAUCUGCUUGGGAAGUAAAAAUCAGUGAAAUGCAAUCCAGACUCAAUGAGUUUGAAGAAGACAGACUGAUUAGCACGGGGCGAACAAAGAUUCCGGGAAUGCGAACCAGAAUUGAACUUGCUUGGCAGAAGGAAAGAGAAGAGCAGCACCGGCUCUUGCAGGAGACCUCCACCCUAGCGAGAGAUUUGCGCCAGACACUAUUUGAGGUUGAAAGGGAACGCGACAAGGAAAGGUUGGAGUCCAAGAGAAAGGUAGAUCAAAUCAAGAAAUCAAUGGAGGAGGAGCUGGAAGAAAACAGAAGGAAAAUCACAGAGAUGCAAUAUGACCUUCUUGAAUUGCGAGAUGCGCAUGCCAAAAUCAGAACCACAAAUGAGAAGAUGAGGCGUGAGAGGGAAAGACAUGAGAAGGAAAGAGAUGAGAUUAGACAAUUGGCAAAUGUUAGGAAGCGACAGGAUGCCGAAGAAGAGCGCAAAGUCAAUGCUCUGUUAGAACAAAUUGAGGAACUGAUGAGAUUGACACCCGACUUGUUCCGAAGUAGUAAAGAUGCUACUGGCUCAACUCUAGCCUUGCCUUCUGCCCCUAAGAGAGUAAAAGGCGCUCGAUCUCGUGAAUCGUCUCCAGGAACGGGUGCAAGAGAACUUUCAGUUGGAGUUGAGGACAGACGUCAGGUGCUGCAGACCACUUUGAGCAGGCUAACAGAAGCCACCGCAGAAUUGAGGAAACAUAAAAAAUCAGGCGAAGAUGACAAAGAUAGGGAAAGGGCAAGAAGAUUUUUUGGCCUUAGAAGGGCUGCUUCAUCAGAGACUGAGCCUGCCCCUGAGGAUUCUAAGAAGAGCAAGCUGAAUGGCUCAGGCAAGAAGGGUGGUCUCUUUAGGAAGUCCCUUUCUCUUGAGCAAACUGGUGGAACAGGCCAAGACCAAAAUAUUUGGAAAGGCGAAGGAGGCAGCACAAGCAGUCUUGAAGUUGGGUCUGAAUUGUCUCUAGAAACAAGGUUUCUGAGCCUUUCGAGGAGGGAAACAAGUUUAGACAGGCUAUCUACAGAUUCUACACAGAGUGAGAUUUUGUCGAAUAAAAAGAAGAAUAAAGGAUUCCUUGGCAAGCUGAAGAAGCUAGCCAGUUCAAGGAGCAUUGAUGAUGGAGGCGAGUCAUUAGGAGGUUCUGGAUCUGACAUUUCUGUUGAUGCUUCUGUAACUGACAAGAAAGACAAAAAGGGCAAGUUGCUAGGCCUUUUCAAGAGAGCGCCUUCUAGAAGUUCCAGCGUGGACAAAGAGGCGGCUUCGUUGGGUGGCAGCACAGAUUCUCUGCAGAGACCUUUGAGGGCGUCAAGUGCCUCCCGGCCAUUGGCACCAUCGACGAUUCCAGCCUCCACUCCUGCACCAGCUGCAAAUCGCUAUGUCCGUUAGCUAUAUAGAGGCCCCUUUUCAGAAGCAUUAUCAUUCAUUUGAUAAUUUAAAUGGUGUGGACGCUCAAUCUUAAAUUAAUUUUUUUAUUUUUCAAAAUUUUCUCUCUGCUGCAUGCUUUCAAAUUACAUUGCAAAUUAUCCAUUUGUUGGAAACGCGCGCAUAUAUGGAUCGAAUUACAUUAGCGUUAUAAGAAUUUCAAAAUGGCCCUCGACUUCUAUGUAACCUUAACCGAUAAAAAUGGAAAUUGAUAAGUAAAAACAUUGUCCCUGUUGGAAGUGAAGUUUCUGAUUGAAAA
Neocloeon triangulifer is the source of this 7465-nucleotide messenger RNA. RefSeq names its product myosin-11. The transcript is spliced from 30 exons. The coding region runs from base 295 to 7170 and encodes 2291 amino acids. NCBI's taxonomy places the organism in Eukaryota, Metazoa, Arthropoda, Insecta, Ephemeroptera, Baetidae. Gene Ontology annotation, biological process: regulation of autophagy. The record is from RefSeq and is a predicted model, not a curated record.